AUGGACAGGAACCCUGCAUUCUCUGAAGCGUACUGCGCUAAGAUUGCACAGUAUAUUGACGACGGAUACGACACCAAGCUCACACACUCCCAGCUCCAGAUGCCUUCUCAGAGAGCGUGGUACCUGCCACAUUUUGGAGUGAUAAACCCCAACAAGCCAGGCAAGCUGCGCCUAGUAUUUGAUGCAGCUGCGCCAAGCCAUGGGGUCAGCCUCAACGAUGCCCUGCUGCCAGGCCCCGACUAUCUCAACCCUCUCACCAGUGUGCUGUUCAAGUUCAGACAACACCGCGUGGGGUUCGGAGGGGAUAUCCGACAGAUGUUUCACCAAGUGCACAUCCGACCUGACGAUCAGCCUGCACAGCGGUUCCUUAGAAAGGACCUGGAGCUUCACGUGUUCGAAGACGCCAGUGAGUCGGCAUUUGCCGCAGCAGCCUACUUCAGGCUAUCACUACCUGAUGACAGCACCAGAGUCGCAUUCGUGUUUGGCAAGUCCCGAGUCGCACCGCUGAAACCCAUAUCCAUACCGCGGCUGGAGCUGCAAGCUGCACUGAUGGCCAGCAGAAUGGCCGACACCGUCCGGAAAGAGCACGAUCUACCUAUCGACCGCAUCGUGCUCUGA
Messenger RNA from Sycon ciliatum, 618 nucleotides. RefSeq lists its product as uncharacterized. Bases 1 to 618 code for a protein of 205 amino acids. NCBI's taxonomy places the organism in Eukaryota, Metazoa, Porifera, Calcarea, Leucosolenida, Sycettidae. The transcript is spliced from 2 exons. The record is from RefSeq and is a predicted model, not a curated record.